Messenger RNA from Amoebophrya sp. A120, 1561 nucleotides. Lineage: Eukaryota; Dinophyceae; Syndiniales; Amoebophryaceae. The record is from the annotation of a GenBank genome assembly.
AGAUAAGGCGAAACAGUUGCUGUUGAAAUCCAAACUCGCUAGCCAGGCCGCGAUUUUGGAGGAGCAAGGCUCCUCGCCGCUGGCGCGGGAGGGCGGGACUGAUGCAGCGUCGAAGAAUUCUGGUGCAACUACAAGUGCAACGAAAGGAAAUAAAGACAGUUCAUCCAAUCCCGUAACCACCUCCACGGGCGCCACCUCGAUCAGCGGCAAGCCGAAGGGCACCACCGCGUUGGAGCGGAUGAAGAACCGGUUGGCGAGCAGAAGGGAGGAGUCGCAGCACUUGAAGAAAAUGAAGGAACAGGGAGAGAAGCACUCCCAGGAGGCCGCUGCCCGGUCCAAGGAAGAUCGCGAGAACAAGCGCCGCGCGGCGGAGAACGCGCGGCUGGCCGAGGAGCUGAAGCAGGGCGAGAAACACGGCUCCGCGACGGAGAUCCGGGCGAUCUUGCAGGGAGCAUUGCCGAGUUGGGACGAUCGGCAGGUCAAGGCGCGGGACGAGAAGGGGGGGCCGGUCUUCAUCCAGGGCCGGAGCGGGACAGGGAAAACGACCGUACUGGAACACCGUGCCGUCAAUUACAUCCUGGAAUUUCUCGCGGAAGAAGAAAGAUUGCAGGAGUUGCGCAAACAGGGCGGCUCCAUGGUGGAACUCCCGGCGGCGCCGUUCGUGUUUGUUUGCACGCAAUCCCCGAAGCUCGCGGUCGUCAUUCAGCAGCACGUGCGGGAGCACAUGAAGGUCAUCUUCCCGCAACGGAAGGACGGCGACGACCUUGGCAUGGAGGACAUCGGACACCCAUCGUGGUUGGAAAAGAGCGCAGGUGGAAGUUUAGCAUCUCUGGACGGCAAGUGCAGUGGUCCUUUGGAACAACACGCAGGAGCAGCAUCUACAGGAGGUGGACAACAUCAAAACGGAACUACGAACGCCACCGGUUCUUCACACGGCACAAAUACAUCGCAUAUUACAAACGCAAACUCGGCCGCAGCGGCAAACAUUGCCAGUGGCUGUGCCACCCUCACCACAGUGAACGUGAAUGACAAAAAUGCGAGUGCCAGUUCCAAGCUGUUCCAGAUCCCCGAUGGUCCGCAGAUUUUCGUCGGAACCUACGCGCACUACCUGGCGAUGAUUGACACGGCUAUGGACGAUGGCUGCCAAUUCUUCGAGGCUGACAAGGCGCUCGCGAAUGAAGUCACCUUCCCCUACUUUUGGGAGCACUACUUUCCGAAACUGUCCGGGGGGCGCGGGGAGGGCCGCCCGGGGGAAGCCUACACACUGUUCACGGAGAUCAUGAUGCUGAAGGGGCAGGCGGCGCUGAAAUCGCAGCGGGAACUUCUGUUACCCUCGCUGAAGGAGAUCAAGAAGCGGGCGACCUGCAGUAUCACGGAGGAGGACUAUUUGAAGAAACCGCCGAAGGAGUCCGAACAGUCCUUGAGCGAGGAGGACCGGGCGCAGAUCUACAAGCAAUUCCAGCACUACAACCGGAUGCUCGCCGACCGUGGCGAGUGGGACUCCGCGGACGUGUGCGAGCACAUUUGGCGCCGGUUUUUGUUCUCUCGCGUGAAGAACAAC